This is a messenger RNA of Zasmidium cellare ATCC 36951, 447 nucleotides long. RefSeq lists its product as uncharacterized. The record is from RefSeq and is a predicted model, not a curated record. Bases 1 to 447 code for a protein of 148 amino acids. The transcript has a single exon. Lineage: Eukaryota; Fungi; Ascomycota; Dothideomycetes; Mycosphaerellales; Mycosphaerellaceae.
AUGACGGAGGUGGCCUCGUCAGGUACGAUGCUUGAUUGGUUCCCAGGAGGAAUAAGACUCGUGCGGGCUGGAGGCACCCGAAAGUCUCCUCAAGCCCUUGACCCUUCGUGGCGUGCGCCAGGCGAUCCUCCCUCUCGCCUUGUUGUCGUUCUUCUUCGACGAUGCGCCACAACUGAGAUGAAGAACAACCGCACGGCUGGGGAACAUCCAAAUCUGUCGUAUUCAACGUCGCACGCCGUUGCCAUGAUCUCAGAUUCGAAGGGAAAUAGAAGUACCAGCCAAAGAAUACACGCCUCUUCUUGCUCUUCGGCCAUUUGGCCAGCGCCGCUGCUCUGCUGUGCCCGCUCGGCUGCAAGCUGUGCAGCUGAUGAUGAUCCCAUCGACCUUCUCCAAGCGGUAAGAGCAACCUACAACGCAAGGGCGCUGAUUCACCACAAGACCACCUGA